Messenger RNA from Gossypium raimondii (Peruvian cotton), 2172 nucleotides. Its product is annotated as probable xyloglucan 6-xylosyltransferase 5. The transcript has a single exon. Gene Ontology annotation, molecular function: hexosyltransferase activity. Lineage: Eukaryota; Viridiplantae; Streptophyta; Magnoliopsida; Malvales; Malvaceae. The coding region runs from base 170 to 1552 and encodes 460 amino acids. The record is from RefSeq and is a predicted model, not a curated record. Gene Ontology annotation, biological process: xyloglucan biosynthetic process. Gene Ontology annotation, cellular component: trans-Golgi network; membrane; endosome.
UACUUUUUAAACCUACAAAUUAAAAAAAAUACAGUUGAAGGGAACAAAUAAUCAAACCCUUAAUGCUAAUGCCAUAAUGCUGUAUACGUUUAGGGAGAUUUAAUUAUUUCAUACAACACGAGAUUAAAGAAGAAUCUUGAAUCUCUUCAGCCUAGCCAAUAUAGCCCUUAUGGGUCAAGAUAAUUUCGCCCCGCAGAAGAGAUCUUCUACUGGCGGCGGCGGAGGUUUACCGACAAUCCGCAACGAGGCUGGCGCUGGCGGAAGAGACCGUGGAUUUCCCAGUAUGCCGCGUGGCAGGCAGAUGCACAAGACAUUCAACAACAUUAAAAUCACAAUCCUUUGCGGCUUCGUUACGAUCCUCGUCUUGCGCGGCACAAUCGGCGUCGGAAAUUUGGGAAGCUCCGAAGCCGAAGCCAUCAACCAAAACCUGAUCGAAGAAACCAACCGGAUCCUAGCUGAGAUCCGUUCCGACUCCGACCCCACGGAUCCCGAUGAAUCUCCUGAAACUGAGCUCAAUCCUAAUGUUACAUACACUCUGGGGCCCAAAAUUACGGACUGGGAUCAGCAGCGUAAGGUUUGGCUUUCCAAAAACCCUGAAUUCCCUAAUUUUGUUAAUGGAAAAGCUCGAAUCUUGCUCGUCACUGGGUCGCCCCCUAACCCUUGUGACAAUGCUAUAGGAGACCAUUAUUUAUUGAAAGCGAUAAAGAAUAAGAUUGAUUACUGUAGGCUUCAUGGGAUUGAAAUUGUUUAUAACAUGGCUCAUUUAGACAAGGAACUUGCUGGUUAUUGGGCGAAAUUGCCAUUGAUUAGGAGGUUAAUGUUGUCUCAUCCCGAACUUGAGUGGAUUUGGUGGAUGGAUAGUGAUGCUUUUUUUACAGAUAUGGUGUUUGAGAUUCCUUUGUACAAGUAUGAGAAGUAUAAUUUGGUUAUUCAUGGCUACCCCGAUUUGUUAUUCGAGCAGAAGUCGUGGAUCGCAUUGAAUACAGGGAGUUUUCUGUUUCGGAAUUGCCAGUGGUCAUUGGAUUUGCUUGAUGCGUGGGCGCCGAUGGGACCUAAGGGUCCGAUUCGUGAGGAGGCUGGGAGGAUUUUGACUGCUAAUUUAAAAGGAAGGCCUGCAUUCGAAGCCGAUGACCAGUCGGCUUUGAUUUACUUGUUGCUUUCGCAAAAGGAUCAAUGGAUGGAUAAAGUGUUCAUUGAGAAUCAAUACUAUUUGCAUGGUUAUUGGGCAGGGCUGGUUGAUAGGUACGAAGAGAUGAUGGAGAAAUAUCAUCCGGGAUUGGGAGAUGAGAGGUGGCCAUUUGUGACUCAUUUUGUGGGCUGCAAGCCCUGUGGGAGUUAUGGAGAUUACUCUGUGGAGAGGUGCUUGCGCAGCAUGCAAAGGGCAUUCAAUUUUGCUGAUAACCAGGUGCUUAAGCUUUAUGGGUUUAGACAUAGGGGAUUGUUAGGCCCCAACAUUAAGAGGAUCAGGAACGAGACGGCAAUUCCUUUGGAGAUUGUUGAUCAGCUCGACAUCCGUCGUUCAGUGCAUGGAAAAACUGAAUCAAAGAGCUAGCAAUCGGAACAGGUACUAAACGUGUCAUAUAGGUAAUGUAAUUUCGCAGUUGAAAAGCUAAUUUCAAUUGCCAUACGCUUCAACUUGUUUGGUAAAAUUGUGUCGAAUUAAAUGAAAAGUUAUGGGUUCCAUGUUUUUUAUUGGUCAAAGCAAGCAGCAAAAAGAGGGGAAAUAUAGAAGAAGGAAGCUUAAGUUGCCGAUAAUUACUUGAUUAGAAUGUUUAGUUAUCAUUUACUCGGAUCAAAUCAUGAAAAAGUUUGAGUUUUGGGGUUGUACCACGGAGUGAGUUGUCGGGACAAACAGCGUAUUGGUAGCUCUGGUAAUGCAUUUGUUAUAUGCUUGAAUUUUUUUUUCUUCAUAUCUUCUAUAUACUGAAAUCUUGUCAUAAUGUGAACUGUAGUGUUAGAGCCAUUACCUAAGGUUUCAUCUUUUGUUUUGUCUCAUGUAUUUGGUUGGGGUUUUCUUUUAGCUGCAAAAUCGAACUGAACUGUUAUGAUUGUAGGAGGGAGCCACUACCUAAUUUUUCAUCUAUUUUUUGGAUGAACCAAACUUUUACUCUUGCUUUUUCGAUUCAUAGUUUUGUACAUAUUUCAGACUUAAUAAAUUUAUGUAUGCAUGAA